Lepisosteus oculatus (spotted gar) is the source of this 2525-nucleotide messenger RNA. The record is from RefSeq and is a predicted model, not a curated record. NCBI's taxonomy places the organism in Eukaryota, Metazoa, Chordata, Actinopteri, Semionotiformes, Lepisosteidae.
UUUGCAUUUUUAUGGUAACAGCUUCAGCUCAAUAGCUCUAAUUAUUUUACAAGCUGUGCUUAGAAAGAAGAGGAAAUGAGAGUAAUAUCUUGGUUUCUAAAUUGUGCUCUUUAAAAACGGAACUGGAUGUUCUUUUCCCUUAAUCUGGCUCUCCUACAUUGCCUCCAAACAUUUUUCUCAGAUAAAAUGCACAAGUAUGUUUUUAAUUCCAUUACCUAAACAAGCUUUGUAUUUUUGUUUGUAGAAAUGGAUCUUUUUGACCAGUGCUGGACUGCUAUGUGAAAUAUGCAGUUCACUAAUCAUCUCUUUUUUUAUUUGACUGGCACAAUCUAGAUUCUAUACGUUUUGGCACAAAUAGAAAUAAGAAAUAAAACAAUGAAGAUGGAGAAGAAUAAAAAGAGAAAAAAAGAGGGACAUCAAGUAUAUUGAAAGCAAGGGUGUGGCUGAUGUGUGAAUUAAGCAAAUAACAUCCCAGCAUGCUAAGGGUCAUAAAUACAAAAUGCUGGACAGGCUAGGUUGCCUAUAAGUAUUGCUGGCAUAGCUGCAAGAGGAAAUCACAGUGACUUUGACAAGGGGGUGUUUGGCAGCUUGGUGAUGUUUCACACGCAACGCUAUCUGAGGUCAACAUUAAACUCGGAAGGAAGGAAAUCAUCAUCAUCCUCAUCACCUUCGGAGAACAGUGGGUGGAAGCACGUACAUAAGGACCAUCACAUUUGUGCAUUAACUUGAAGUCAAAGGCAAAACAGGGAAGUGACUGCAGAUCAAAUAACUGCAUAUUUCAUCUUGGAGCACAAGCACCCCAUAUGAUCAAAAAUUGUCCAUUGAGAACUUUUCAGAGCAGAGUUGUCACAGGUGGGUCUGAUGGAAUUGGAAGAGCCUACGCAACAGAGCUAGCAAAACAUGGAAUGAAUAUUGUUAUCAUCAGCAGAACUGAAGAUAAAUUGAAGAAAGUUGCCAAGGAAAUAGAGGAGACAACAGGACAAAGAGUGAAAGUAAUUGUGGCAGACUUUACGAAAGAGGACAUCUAUGAACACAUAGCAGAAAGUAUUAAAGAGUUAAAUGUCGGUGUUUUGGUGAACAAUGUGGGGAUACUAAGCAGCAAAAUACCUUGCCGGUUUCUUGACACUGAUGACACGGAUAGGGUUAUAUCAAAUCUCAUUAACUGCAACGUGAAGUCUUUAGUUAAGAUGUCCAAGAUAGUCUUGCCAGGAAUGGAAAAGAGGCAAAAGGGACUAAUUCUAAACUUGUCAUCGGGUCUGGCAAAAUUUCCCUGUCCACUGUACACCAUAUAUUCAGCAUCAAAGGUGUUUGUUGAAAGAUUCUCAAGAGGGCUUCAAGCCGAAUAUAAAUCAAAAGGAAUUAUCAUUCAGUCUGUCACUCCCUAUGGGGUCUCUACUCCAAUGACUCAACACCAGAGGCCUAACAUAAUAACCAAGACUGCGGAGGACUUUGUGAGGACAUCUUUGAAUUACAUCUUGGCUGGAGACCAAACCUACGGGUGUAUUCCUCAUCAGAUAUUGAUGUUUCAGGGAUGGAUAAUGCAGACAAUUCCAUUACAGGUACUACACAGCAGUGUAGUGCAGGAGAAGUUCUUGGCAUUUGUGAGACAAAGGGUUAGUGAAAACACAUCAUACCACGGUUAAAAGAGUCUUCAGAGGACCUCAGAAAAAGAAUAGUUGAUGCUUAUCAGUCUGGAAAACCAAAUGCAAAUGUCACCAUUUCUGAACAUUGGGGGCUACAUUCAUCUUGUCAAACAGAUCUACACAUGGUAAAUAUUGAAGACCACAAUGAUCUCAACAAGGACUGGUGGUUCUGCUAAGAUCUCCCCAGAAGUAAACUUGAAACUCAUCCAGGAAGUCACAAAAAACCUCAGAGUAACACCUAGAGAUCUGUAAGUCCCACUUGCUGCAGUUAAUGUCAGUGUGUGCCCCAACCAUUGGGAAAAGACUGAAUGGGAAUAGUUUUUCAUGUGAGGACUGCCAGUAAAAAAACAACAACAUUGCUCUCUAAAUAGAACAUUCAACAUUCUGGGAAGAGCAGCUGGAUAAUCAACAAGACGAUGGAAAGAACAAUCUAUGGAUGGACAAAACUGAACGUUUUGACUCUGAUGGGAGAAACGUUUGUGUGGAGAAGACCAAACACCGCAUUCCAACAAAAGAACCUCAUCGCAGAUGUCAAGUAUGACGAUGGGAGAAGUAUGGUGGUUUGUGGCUGCUUUGCUGCUUCAGGACCCAGAUGGCCUGUACACCAUUGAUGGAAUCAUGCAUUCGGCACUGUAUCGGCAAAAUCUGGAGGAGAAUGUCAGACCGUUUCUUUUCUGUUGUGUCUCGCAUAAAUACAGUAACAGUUUUAAAAUGGAUGUUUUUUUCACUACCGUGUCACGUUUUCAGUUUGCAUAAAUGACAAAGUAUCAUUUACCAAAUUCUCUGCUUUAAAAAAAUUUAUAAGCUCCUGUGGAAAGAAUGGAAAUAUUUUCAUUUUCAUUAAAUAAGAUGAUUAUGACAACACGUCAGUAGUUAUGGUUU